CGCGCUUUCUUGACGCAGGACCCCUCGCGGGGGAACAUGGCGGCGCUGUUGAAUCGCGUGGGCUGGGCAACGCGACCUGUGCUGCCAGUGGUCCAGACUUGGGACCUUGACGCGCGGCGCUGGGUCCGGGCGCUGCGGCGAAGCCCCGUGAAAGUGGUGUUUCCAUCCGGUCAGGUGGUGGAACGGAAGCCCAGUCCCGGGAAGCAGCCCCGGAAGGCGGCGGCGGAGGCCAGUCCCCGCGAGCAGCGGCUGAAGCAGCCGUUUCAGGUCCCCCCAUCUCAGACACCAAGCACCUGGGAAGAGUCCGGGCUUCGCUAUGAUAAGGCUUUCCCUGGAGACAAAAGGCUGAGCAGUGUGAUGACAAUAGUUAAGUCCAGGCCAUUUCGGGAAAAGCAAGGGAAGAUUCUGCUGGAAGGUCGUAGGCUGAUCGCAGACGCUCUCAAGGCUGGUGCUGUGCCCAAAGUUUUCUUCUUUAGCCGUCUGGACUACAUAAAGGAGCUGCCCAUUGAGAAGCUGAAAGGUGUUGGCCUCAUUAAGGUGAAAUUUGAGGAUAUCAAGGAUUGGUCCGACCUAGUGACACCACAAGGAAUAAUGGGGAUUUUUGCCAAACCUGACCAUGUUAAGAUGACAUACCCAGAGACUCAGCUUCGUCACACACUGCCCUUAUUAUUGAUCUGUGACAAUCUCCGUGACCCUGGGAACCUGGGGACAAUUCUGAGAUCUGCUGCUGGGGCAGGCUGCAGCAAAGUAUUACUCACCAAAGGUUGUGUGGAUCCCUGGGAGCCCAAAGUGCUGCGGGCCGGGAUGGGCGCACAUUUCCAGGUGCCCAUCAUCAACAAUCUGGACUGGGAAGCAGUGCCCAACUACCUGCCCACCAAUACCCGGGUCUUCGUGGCUGACAACUGCGGCCUUUAUGCGCAGGCCCAGGCCCAGAUGUCUAAUAAGGCUAGUGACCAUGGCUGGAUAUGUGACCGACGACUCCUAAAGUUUCACAAGUAUGAGGAAGAGGAAGAGGAUCUAGAAGAUGGAGCCUGUGAAGGCUGGCUCCCCGAACUUGAGGUCCAGAGUUAUGACUCGGAUUGGACAGAGGCACCAGCAGCGGUGGUAGUAGGUGGGGAGACCCAUGGCUUGAGCCUGGAGUCCCUGCAGUUGGCCGAGAGCACCAGGGGCGGGCGCCUGCUGAUCCCCAUCGUACCUGGUGUGGACAGCCUCAACUCCGCCAUGGCUGCAAGCAUCCUGCUCUUUGAAGGGAAACGACAACUGCGGGAAGGAGCAGCUUUUAUCAACUGAGGCCUCAUCGCUGGAGAGGACCACCAACAACACUGCUCCUUCCUGCAAACGCAAGGAGGGAACAGCGUGGGGAGAGAUGUGGCUGCAGCAGGGUCUGGCCUCCCGGCCUCCUUUGCUUCUCUGAUGGUCAGGGUGCAUCCUGACUGCAAGCCGGCAGUGGCUUGAUUGGUUGGGGACCUCAUUUCCUCUGAUGUCAAAGGAGAUUUGUUUUGUGGGGCCUGGGUCCUAGUCAUGCCUCCUGUAUCCCACUGCUAGCCUGUGUGGGUGACUUGUCUGUGUGAGGCCCGAGUGCCCAGCAAUUCAGACUUGAGGCUGGCUGCCCCCCUCGGGCUGCACACUGCUCUCUACAGGCCUGGGGACGGAGGCGUUCAAGAGAUGGCACAAUAUUGAUUAGAAACCCAACAGUCCCUUAAGUCCUACCCAGAUCUAGUAACGUUUACUGACUUGGGAAGUACUGCAGAAGACCACGAGGGUGAGAUACAUCCAGGCCAAAAAAUGAAGCAUAGUAACUUCUCUGCGUUCACACUUAAGGCGUACCUACAACAUCCUGAUGUCAGAUUUCCCCCUGCAGAAGAAAUCCCAGCCAUAAAGUAGACCCAAUAUAAGAUUUUCCUACAUAGAAGCCUCUUGUUUCCUGGAAAAUCUCUCCCUUCACACAUGCACCGUUUGCUAAUAAAGAAUAAUCAGUAAUUAAUAGACAAUAGCCAUUUGUCCCCAAAGAAUUUUCCCUUGAGCAGCCUGCCUGGAGGAAAGCAGUGUGUGCUCUUGUCCUGGUUGGUAUCAGCAAGGAGGGGAUGUGCUCACUUCAACACAGCCACUUCCGGGUGAGUGGAAGAUCCUGAACUCCAGGGGCCUGUGCUUGGUUCAGAGCAGCAUCCAGAGGAAGCUGCAGGGGGCACUACUGAGCCUCCCACAGCGUACACUGUUCACCACCUCGGUGUUCAGGUCCUGGCCCCACCUGGCAAGCCUAGGCCUGCCGGGGGAGAGGACAGCAAACAGAACUAUGGCCUGGCCAGCCGCCGCGCCUGC
Camelus dromedarius (Arabian camel) is the source of this 2319-nucleotide messenger RNA. It is a transcript of the gene MRM3, whose product is annotated as mitochondrial rRNA methyltransferase 3. Gene Ontology annotation, biological process: RNA processing. Bases 37 to 1290 code for a protein of 417 amino acids. The record is from RefSeq and is a predicted model, not a curated record. The transcript is spliced from 5 exons. Gene Ontology annotation, molecular function: RNA methyltransferase activity; RNA binding. NCBI's taxonomy places the organism in Eukaryota, Metazoa, Chordata, Mammalia, Artiodactyla, Camelidae.